AUGGCUCUUCGUGGGCUGCUUCUUUCCGGGCUGUUUGUUCGUGCGGCAGCCUUUCGUGCUGCCGCGCCAAUGGUUGAUGGCACAUCCGAGGACGAGCUAGAUCUGGAGGUGGACUUUAGCUUCAUGACCAGUGACUUCCGAUACCCAGGGCACAGCUCAGGAGUCAUUGGCACAGUCAAGGAAUGGUUUGGGGGGCGUGCGAUCAGCGACGACGUGAAGGAAGAGAUUGUCAAAGGGCACAGCUGCGCAAGGCGGGGUGCCCGCGACGAGACCUAUUAUGCUACUUCCUUCUGCUAUUGGCUUCCGGAGAUUUCGGCACAUCGCCAGCGCAGUUCGGGUGGCCUGACUUGGAAGGGCGGAGCAUAUCCAAAAGGCAUUCCUUUGUUCAAGGGAGUCCAAGGUCAGGGGAAGUGCGUCAAGUGUUCCGUGUGCCACAACAACGCCCGUGGAGACCACGGGGAUGUGGCCAAGACUGACUUUGUCGAGGUGCUUGAGCUUCCCUCUGGCUGCUUGAAGGAGUCGGACGUGGAGCGAUUCUGUCUGUCUAGCUACGAUGUAACAGCGGCAGACUUGAAGGCUGAGAAGAUUCGCUGCGAGCAUGUGCAGCAGCGCUAUGACAGGGCAGUGUCAAAGCUUAAGACCGUCCAGACGGAGUUGGGAAGGCUUCCACGGGAGAUCGACUACGGGAUCCCUGCCAGCAUCCAAGCAGCCGAAAAGUCUCUCGUUCAGGCUCAGAGGCGCGAAGAAGAUGCGCAGAGUAAAGAACAACGCUGUCGCCAAGAAGUGGGAAGGGCUUGCGCAGACUAUCAACGAAAGCAUGGCAAUCUUGCUUUCAUGAACCACUUAUGGGGCGCCACAUCCACCGAGACCCUUUUGAACCAAAUGAGUUUUUCUUGCCCCUACCCACGAUAUGUCGACAACAACGAUGGGCAGCACUAUGACGAGUGGAUCCGAUACAACAACCAGCAGGAAGUCUACAGUGCUUGCAAAGCUUGCGAGCGUGCCAAGGACACGCUGCAGAGCGCGCACAGGCAGGUUUACAGUGCUCAAAGCGCCGUGCGGCGGGCGGAGAGGAGGAUUCCAGAGCUGCGGCGAGAGCUUCAGAAGGCCAGGGAUCAUCUUCGACAUUUUCAGGAAGUGGAACGAGCGACUGUAGCAGAGAAGCGAGCUAUGGAUGCGGAGUGGUUGCCACAAAGUUCGGCUUGCAAGACGACAUACACUGAUUACAGCACAGGCAGGUCUAAGGCUGUCCGUGCAUGCGCUCCCACCUACUACAAUGCAUCGUGUGAACGAGCGUGCAUCAGGCUCCAAGCGUCUGAUGCAGGCUGUGGAGUCGUCGAGGGAUCUCGUGCAGUUCCCCCUUCCGCUUCCGGCACAGGGGGCAUCCAGCUCACGUGCAGUCCGCCCCAGCCUUCUUGGAUACUUGGACCGUAUACUUACGGUGCACAGGAGCCUGCUGGAGCGCAGUGUGCACGAAUUGCAGAGUCACAGAAGCCAGUCUAUGCACAGAAAACACUAAAGGCGGGGUGGCUGAUGAAGAAAGGCCGAAUUGGAGGCUGGGACAAGCGUUAUUUUGUCUUGGAGUCUGGUGAUGCUGUUCGUUCCGCGGUUCUUCGCUAUUGGACUGAUGAUCCGACUCAAGAUCCUGGGGCUGACGAGAGGGUAGGAAAGGGUAUCAUCCUCCAAGAUGCCAAGGAUGUCAAGGUGAAGUCUGGGGCUUCCUAUGGCUUCGAGGAUGGCGAGGAGUGUUUCAAACUAUACCAUUUCUACCGUGACUACAGAUUCUGUGUCUUGACUGACCCAUCCGACGCUAAGUUUUCGCCUGCGGCAGAGCGUGACUCCUGGGUGGACGCAUUGGAGGAAUGUAUGCCAAAUCAUCGAAGCUAG
Molecule: messenger RNA, 1887 nt
Organism: Symbiodinium sp. CCMP2456
Lineage: Eukaryota; Dinophyceae; Suessiales; Symbiodiniaceae
Source: the annotation of a GenBank genome assembly